Molecule: messenger RNA, 1002 nt
Organism: Daucus carota subsp. sativus
Lineage: Eukaryota; Viridiplantae; Streptophyta; Magnoliopsida; Apiales; Apiaceae
Exons: 3
Coding region: 104-862 (252 amino acids)
Source: RefSeq, a predicted model, not a curated record
CUCCUUUGUUGUGGAUGUCGCACAAUGCGUGUAUAUAACCAACCCUUUAAGCUAUUGUGAGUUAUAUGUAAGUCAGCCAAGCACCACUUUAUACAUUUAGAAAAUGGCAAUGAUCAUCUUCAUUGUCCUGUCUUUCUUUCUCCAGGGAGCACUUGGUGAAAUUAUAUGUGAGCAGCUGCCUGUUCAGAUGUGCACCUUUUCAGUUGCAUCAACAGGAAACCGAUGUGUAUUAGAGUCGUAUGUCUCAAAUGCCGGAAGUACAGAGUUGCAAUGCAAGACCUCAGAUGUAUUUGCCGAAAACGUGGCUCAAUGGAUUGAGGAUGAUCACUGUGUAGAAGUUUGUGGAGUCGACAGAAAGACAGUUGGAAUUUCCUCAGACUCUCUGUCCGAGCCUCGGAUCAUUGCCAGUGUCUGUUCAACAGCAUGUUAUGAUAACUGCCCUAAUAUUGUUGAUCUAUACUACAACAUGGCUCUAGCAGAAGGAUCCUACCUUCCAAAUUUGUGCAAGGCACAGAAUGCAAUGUCUCGUCGCGAAAUGAGUCAAGUUAAUGCUUGGGCUCCAGCUGCAGCUAAUGCUGAAUCCGAUAAAUCUGAUGCUUGGGCACCAGCUCCAGUUGGUGCUAUACCUAUAAUUCCUAUUCUUUUCCCACCGACUCCAGCUCCAGUUAGUGUCAUACCUGUAAUUCCUAUUCUAUUCCCACCGGCUCCUGCUCCAAGUCACGCUGAAUCUGCUGAAUCUGUUGCCUCGGCACCACCUUCAACUAUACCUUUUGUACCUCUUCCUUUGGCACCAACUCCACUUGUUGCACCUCCCUUCCCUAUUUCCUGGCCUCCAGCUCCAGUUCCAGCCUCAGAUAAUUAAUUUCGUCAUUUCCCAUGGAUUCAGCAUGAUUCAUGAAGAAUAAAUUCGGCUGUAACUCAUUCGAAGAGCAUAUCUGAUGUAUGGAUUCAUCUUGUUUAAAAGUGACUGAUAUUAAAGAUAUUUGAAUUUUGAUUAGUUCA